AUGACAGCAGUUGUAUUUCCAUAUCUUCCUCCUGAUGAUCUGCUUAAGGCUGAGGAAGAAUCAAAUGCCCGCGAACUAUCAUGGUAUCUAGAUAGUCUACAAGAGAAGCUCGCGGAAUUCAAAGCUGGACUGGAAGACUGCUAUGCGAAGCUCUCUCCAGUAGAAGAUCCCGAGUCAAGUACCCUCGUCAUCUCAACGCCCAAAAGCGAGUUAGUGAAAGGUCAUGUCACAAGAGUAGGAACACGAGUUAUAAAAGGGUCAAUAUAUCUCCGUCUCAAAACCCUCCCACCCAUCAAUCUCAAACUCAACGAAUCCUCUCCCCUCCUCCUCCCCCAACUCGCCCACCUCCGUACCCUCCUCAACUCCGCCCUCGACAGCAUAGACAUAACCCUCUGGACAGGCGAUCGUCACUCCGGAUCUUUCAUAAACUCCCAACUCCACCUCCUUCACAGCAUCCUCCUCGAAGCCGCCUCCGUCCUCUCCGGACCAACUCUCAACAUACGUCCUGGGACGCCGAAUCCACUGCCCCUCGCCCCGCGCACAUCAGGCGAGCAAGGAAAUCCGGAUAACCCGCCUUGGUACGAGAUCGCACCUACGCCUGAUACAUUUGUCCCACCACUCCCUACGAAUCUAUCACUACAUCUGCUUCCGACUGCUUCUUCACUGAUCCUGACGUUGAGAGUUCUGGAGCCGACGGCGGUGCCGGAGAGUACAUUUUCAAAGUUCGCGACGGCGAUUGGGGCGCAGAGACGGCUGGAGCAUGAUGAGAUGGACGAGGUGUUUGUGUAUAAGGGGGAAGAGGUACGGGUUAAGGAGAAGGUGAGGGUGGAGAGUGGAGGUGAUCCGGUGUUGCUUGUGCUGGGAGUGAAGUUGGGGAGUUUGGUGAAGGGAGUGGAGGGAUGUAUGUGUGGAUUGAGGGCUGUGAUGGGGGUUGGUGAAGAGGAGGAUGACUGA
This is a messenger RNA of Glarea lozoyensis ATCC 20868, 954 nucleotides long. RefSeq lists its product as uncharacterized. Gene Ontology annotation, cellular component: RAVE complex. Bases 1 to 954 code for a protein of 317 amino acids. The transcript is spliced from 3 exons. The record is from RefSeq and is a predicted model, not a curated record. NCBI's taxonomy places the organism in Eukaryota, Fungi, Ascomycota, Leotiomycetes, Helotiales, Helotiaceae.